UACAGCGUCUGAUGAGCCCGACGGUGCCAGGAAACAGAGCUACCUAUUUCAUAUUGUUUUUUUUGCCAUUUGUACCGGAGAACCGCUGCACCUGCAGUGUUAAGAAGAUAGCUAAUAUAUUGACACAUCAUUGAAUGAUAUCCUGCUAUCAGUGGCUGAAGAAUGUCGCCAUGUUGUUUGUUUUUGCUCCGGGCUAUGUUUAGUGUGUAGCUGCCAGGGUAACAGCGAGCUAAAUAACUGUCUUGUCUGCCUCCGUUUUUAGGCAGACAAGACGUUUUAACACAUCUUUUUCUUUCACUUUUCUAUUGGGGGCUGGCGGCAAGCCACUCGUUUACUCUGGAGCAGGACACGGAGGAGGGUAUGGCCAUGACAGGAGGGACUGCAGCCGCCCUCCCGAUGAGUAACCACACCCGAGAGAGGGUGACGGUGGCCAAGCUGACGCUGGAGAACUUCUACAGCACGCUGCUCACGCAACACGAGGAGCGGGAGACGAGGCAGAAGAAGCUGGAGAAGGCCAUGGAUGAUGAGGGCUUACCAGAUGAUGAGAAAGUAAUGCGCCGUUCGCAGCACGCUCGCAAGGAGACGGAGUUCUUGAGGCUGAAGAGGACGCGGCUGGGCUUGGAUGACUUUGAAUCUCUUAAAGUCAUCGGGCGCGGUGCUUUUGGAGAAGUGCGUUUGGUGCAGAAAAAGGACACCGGGCACAUUUACGCCAUGAAGAUUUUAAGAAAAGCUGACAUGCUGGAAAAAGAGCAGGUCGCACACAUCAGGGCAGAAAGGGAUAUUCUGGUGGAAGCAGACGGCGCCUGGGUCGUUAAGAUGUUUUACAGCUUCCAGGACAAGAGGAACCUCUACCUCAUCAUGGAAUUUCUACCUGGAGGUGACAUGAUGACCCUGCUGAUGAAGAAGGACACCCUGUCAGAAGAAGCCACCCAGUUCUACAUAGCAGAGACGGUCCUGGCCAUUGACUCCAUCCACCAGCUGGGCUUCAUCCACCGAGACAUCAAACCGGACAACCUGCUGCUCGACUCCCGGGGCCAUGUGAAGCUGUCUGACUUUGGUCUCUGUACCGGACUGAAGAAAGCUCACCGCACGGAAUUUUACAGAAACUUGACACACAACCCACCGAGUGACUUUUCUUUUCAAAACAUGAACUCCAAGCGGAAAGCAGAAACCUGGAAGAAGAAUCGGAGACAGCUGGCUUAUUCCACCGUGGGAACACCAGACUACAUUGCCCCGGAAGUUUUCCUGCAGACGGGCUACAACAAGCUGUGCGACUGGUGGUCUCUGGGGGUCAUCAUGUACGAAAUGCUGAUCGGCUAUCCGCCGUUUUGCUCCGAGACGCCGCAGGAGACGUAUAGGAAAGUGAUGAACUGGAAGGAAACCCUCGUCUUUCCACCCGAAGUCCCUAUCUCAGAGAGAGCCAAGGAUUUGAUAUUACGGUAUUGCACUGAUGCUGAGAACAGAAUCGGGGCCGGCAGUGUGGAGGAGAUCAAAAGCUAUUCGUUCUUUGAGUCCGUAGACUGGGAGCACAUCCGAGAACGACCCGCAGCCAUCUCCAUCGAAAUCAAAAGCAUCGACGACACGUCCAAUUUUGAUGACUUCCCCGAGUCCGACAUCCUGCAGCCAGCCAAUGCAACAGAACCGGACUUCAAGUCCAAGGAUUGGGUGUUCCUCAACUACACCUACAAGCGCUUCGAGGGCCUGACUCAACGAGGCACCAUUCCCACAUACGUGAAGCCCGGGAAGGCCUGACCGGAUCAAAAGCUGAGUAUUGGGGGAAAAAAAGACAUUUACGGACUAACAGGGUCUGGCCUCAGAGGGCUCCAGCUGGUGCUGAAGGUGCUCUCCGCCGACUGUACGUAUAAUCCACCCCUCAUCGUUAGCGCCCGCAGAAGUUAGUUAGCGCAUGACCUCGCUUGUCUGCCGCAGCUCUCAGACUUUAUGUGCAUGCGCCAACCUCACAAUCACCACUUCCACCAUGAACGCAGGUAGCUGAAGGAGCAAUUAUGCAAAACAAGCACCUGCAUCUGUACACUCUGGAACAUUCUAGAACACGUCCUCUCAAAGGAAGGUUUCAGCAUCCUUUGGCUUGUUAACGUCCUUUUCAGCUUGUUUUACCAAGCCAGUUUUGAUAUAUUUUCCACAAUAAUAGACUUCGUUGUAACCUCAUGUUUCCCCUUCGCAAAAAAAAACCACUUCAAAGUAGAGAUUGACCGAUUAUUGGCCGAUAAUCGACGCCAAUAUUUGGCAUUUUCACGUUUAUCAGUAUUAACUUUUUUUUGAUCGCUAUUGUCAGGUUCAAACACUGAUGACAUUUAUUAAACAGACAAAGAAGCAAGGAAUUAAACAGAGACAGAAUUCAAUUUAGCUCAAUUGAGGAGAAACGUCUGGGCUGUACUCUUGUACAGUCUCCCACCACGCUCUGACGAAAGAUAGUACGCCUCCUCUUUUAUUUGGACUUUCCCUGAUUACAUGGCGACAGCUGUUUCUAAAGGAAGGGGGUCGUAAACAGCCGCUGCAUUUGGUCACAAAAUAGUUCAAAGAAAAGGUGCCUGGAGGGGGAGUCAGGCCCUGCUUCCUCUCCGCUUUGUAGAUCUCGGGUCAAGACAAAAUCUUCCUGUGGAUUACAAUACAUCAAAGAAACCGACACCUUCAUGUCGCUUCCCAUCCUACACAGUGGAGUUUUACAAGCCUUUUGAUUGGUAAGAUCAAAGUCAGCUUUUGUCUGCUCGCUGGGAACUCAUUGAAACACAAAGUUUUGUGAUAACUUAGAUACAAUUAUUCUGACAGCUAUCAGCCUUCUUUCUUUUUAUAUAUAUAUAUAUAUACUACAACAGAACUACAUCAGCAGAUACAAUACAUACACAUGUUAUACCAGUAUUUAUUAUUAAAGAAUACAUCAUUAUUGAAGUAGAUAGUGCUUAUUACUUAUUAAAAGGGCUGCAGCCCAUUUUUUCAUUUCUUAAAUUCAUUUAAUAAAUAACUAAAGGCUUAGUGGCCACAUGCGUGGACAGCACCUUUUAGCUCUUAUUUCCAAAAUUGUGUACGCUACUGAAUAGGGGUCUUAUGGCCGCUUAUGUGGACACUUAUACUGCCAUCUGGUGGUGUCAGAAGAGUAUAACAUACAAUGGAAUUUGGAGAAAAAAAAGUGUAAAAAUAAGAAUUAGCAUGUCACUAAACAUGAAGUACACGUUUGUGUACUUAUGGACUAAGUACAUCAUAUCAAAAGAUGAUUCGUAGUUUUUAUUCUAAUUAGGGUCCAAUAAGCCCAAAUAGCAAAGAGAAAUAAAAAAAGCAAGUAAACAAACAGCUUGGGCCUUAAGAGGUUGUUAAUCAAAAAUACUCUCAUCAUCAAUAACUUUCCCCAAAUAUGUUUUGACAUCUGACAUGGCAUUUAUUUGAGUUCUUGCCAGGAUUCUUCUCCCCUUUCUCUCCCUCCUGCAGUGCUGGACGCCUGCAGUGCGUCUCCUCUGCUUUCCCGUCAAACUUCCAAUAUCUGCCGGAAAAUCCAGUUUUUGUCCUUCUUUCCUGUGGGCUCAUUAAGGGAGCGCCGCGAGUUCCGUGAUUCCAUCAAAAUAAUGCGACAGAUGGACGGUCAUGAAAACGAUAGAAAAGAUGUCUCUGGCAAAAAUCCGAACUUUGUGUAAAUAUCCAGGCAAAGAAGAGACUUACUGUAUUUUCCGGACUAUCGAGCCCACCGGUAUAUAAACCGCACCCACUAAAUUUUAGAAGAAAACAAUAUUUCCCAUGUAUUAGCCGCACCGGACUAUAAGCCACAGGUAUAUACGUUGUGAAAUUAGUUAUUUACACAGAUAUAUUCUGUAAAUGUUUAUUUACAUGCCUUAAUUGUUUUCAAACAGUGUUUGUAACAAGGCAGUAAAACGGCUGAUCAAACAAAACAGAAGUCAUGGUCAUGGACCCACUUGCUGUGGAUGCUAGCUUUCCAAUUAGCUUGACAGACUGAAUAACUCCUCUGUGACUUUUUGGUGAAUUUACUGAGGAGUUUGUGAAACUGAAACGAUACAAAAAAGAAUGCCAUUGUAAGUUAAUAAUACUAACACAGACACUGGUAAAUGUGUUAGCAUAUUAGCUGAUGCUAACUAUGCUUGCAUCAUUCCUUUACGAUAGCACAUUUUUGAUUGAUUGAAACUUUUAUUAGAUUGCACAGUACAGUACAUAUUCCGUACAUUUGACCACUAAAUGGUAACACCCGAAUAAGUUUUUCAACUUGUUUAAGUCGGGGUCCACGUUAAUCAAUUCAUGGUAGUACAAAUAUGCAUGAAAACACUCCUACAGACAUCACACAUGGGGCGCUUUAGUAAGUAAGAAUUGUUUUUUGUUAUAUUGUAAAACUUACAAACGUUGCUUGUAGUGACGAAUGAAGAAUCCAUACCAGUAGAACCGCUAUGGACGGCACUUUCGCUUCCGGUUCAAAGCUCGGUCUUAACAGAAGGACACUGCAAUACCUGCAGAAGAUGGCGCCGUAGCACGAACAAUAACACACCUUUUCAGUGUGUUUGCUUUUUGGCCGUCAGCAAAGAUAAUACCAUAAAUUAGUUUUAUAAGACGCAGGGUUCAAAAACGUAGGAAAAAAGUAGAGACUUAUAGUCCUUCUUUACUGUAAGUAAAAAAAGAGCAGGCAGCAGCUCACACAUUCUCAUACUUUCUGUAACAUCCAGAAAGUACUGAAAAAUGCCUCAACUAUAAUCUACGUGAAGGAGCCCAGAAUAGUUUUUAUGUAAAUGUUGACAAUAUUUCAAAAACCUUACAAUGUAUUAAAUCCAUAAAAUGGUAUAAAAUGGAGUAGAUGAUUGAGCUUUUUUAUUUUUAUUUUUUUUAUUACUCCCAUUUUUUUAUUUUUCUUUUUUUUUCAUUUAUUUAUUUAUUUCAGGCAAUGACAUAAAGAAGUACACGUUGACAAAACAUCCAUCCAUCCAUUUUCUACCGCUUAUUCCCUUUGGGGUCGCGGGGGGCGCUGGAGCCUAUCUCAGCUACAAGGGCCAACACAGAUAGACAGACAACAUUCACACUCACAUAAUAAUAUAAAUUAAUAUAAUGCAUGAUUGUCCAGUUUUGCCUGAAAGCGAGUGGGAAGAAGAUAAUUUAUUUAAUCCCACCCCCAGUUCUCCAUUCAGUUUCACUCUUACUUUGUUCAAGGAUUAUAAUACAGAUGUUGUAUCAUGGUGGCAUUACCACAGGUAACAAUAAUUAUUACACUGUAACAAUCAUUUGUAUCAACAAUGUAGGAAUAAUGAAUAUACCAACAAUGGUAUUAGACAACAUAGCAAUAAUGGUAAGGAAACAUUGAGCACAUGUUAACACUUUGAGACAGAGUAUAGCAUCAGGUCAAAUUAAAGACCCUCCUCUCUAUAUUUGAACCAAACCCCAUGUUUGUAUAAUAGUUUAAAUCCAUUAAUAGUUUGGCAUUGCUUGUGUUGUAAGUCCAGUUUGUUCCAUAGUUUUACUCCGCAUACAGACACACAAAAACGUUCACGAGCGCUUUGAGCUCUCGGCAAUAAGAAAUAUCCAAAGCAUCUCAAGUUAUGAGCCUGCAUUCGUCUUAUUAAAAAAACGUAGAUUAGGCGGCAAUAAUUUGUUAAAUGCUUUAUAUAAGAUUAUUAAUGUAUUAUAUUUAACAAGGUCAUCAAAUUUGAGCAACUUUGAUUGCAUAAACAGAUUAUGAGUAUAUCCGCACUGCUCUUUUCUGUAAUAUGAUCAAAGGAUGAAUUGUGUUGUGGUAAGUAUUCCCCCUGUACUUCAACACAGUAUGUAAGGUAUGGCAGUACCAAGGUGCAGUAUAGAGUACGGAGUGCAUUUUCAUUGAGGUAUAGUUUUGCUUUCUUUAUAAUUGAGAGGCUUUUGGAGAUUUUUGUUUUAAUGUGUCUGACAUGAGGUUUCCAUGAUAGUUUACUAUCAAUUAUUACUCCCACAAAUGUAUUCUCAUUUACGAUUUCAAUUUGGGUACCAUCAAUACUUAUUUUCUGUUCAGACGUUAUGUUGCGAUUUCCAAACAUUACUAUCUUAGUUUUAUUUAUAUUCAAAGAUAAUUUAUUUGUGUCCAUCCAUUUUUUUUUUUACUAUGUUUAGUUCUGUUGACUGUAUUUAUUAGCUCAUUAUAGUCAUCACUACUGUAGAAUAUAUUUGUCCAUCAAUCCAUCCAUCUUCUUCCGCUUAUCCGAGGUUGGGUCGCGGGGGCAGCAGCCUAAGCAGGGAAGCCCAGAUUUCCCUCUCCCCAGCCACUUCGUCCAGCUCUUCCUGUGGGACCCCGAGGCGUUCCCAGGCCAGCCGGGAGACAUAGUCUUCCCAACGUGUCCUGGGUCUUCCCCGCGGCCUCCUACCGGUCGGACGUGCCCUAAACACCUCCCUAGGGAGGCGUUCGGGUGGCAUCCUGACCAGAUGCCCGAACCACCUCAUCUGGCUCCUCUCGAUGUGGAGGAGCAGCGGCUUUACUUUGAGCUCCUCCUGGAUGGCAGAGCUACUCACCCUAUCUCUAAGGGAGAGCCCCGCCACCCGGCGGAGGAAACUCAUUUCGGCCGCUUGUACCCGUGAUCUUGUCCUUUCGGUCAUA
This is a messenger RNA of Nerophis lumbriciformis (worm pipefish), 6568 nucleotides long. Its product is annotated as serine/threonine-protein kinase 38-like. Gene Ontology annotation, biological process: protein phosphorylation. The record is from RefSeq and is a predicted model, not a curated record. Lineage: Eukaryota; Metazoa; Chordata; Actinopteri; Syngnathiformes; Syngnathidae. Gene Ontology annotation, molecular function: protein serine/threonine kinase activity; ATP binding.